Molecule: messenger RNA, 1368 nt
Organism: Symbiodinium natans
Lineage: Eukaryota; Dinophyceae; Suessiales; Symbiodiniaceae
Source: the annotation of a GenBank genome assembly
AUGGAGCUGGAGGUCUCCACGCCAACAAAGGAAUCCUCCCAGUCCGCGCUUCUGGCGCUGCGGAAGCCUGGGCAGGCCAUGGUGAUCGACUUCUUUGCCCCCUGGUGCAAGGCGUGCCCCAAGGCAGCACAAAAGCUUGAGGAGAUGUCGAAGAGCUAUGGCGAUCGCUGCCAGUUUGUCUUGGUGUGCGUGGACGGCUCAGCCGCAGAGGCCCAAGCAUUCGCGGACCAGCACGGGAUCGAGGGCUGCAUCGUGACGGCUGUGGUGGACGAGGAUGCCCCGCAAAGCUACGGCGUUUCGGGGCUGCCGCACCACACAGUCAUUGCGCCGAACGGAAAGGUCUUCAAGAACUACGAGGUCUCCCUGCCGGAGGACCUGGACGCCGCGUUGGCUGGCGAGGGCUCGCUCAUGCCGAUUCCGCGGCAAAGCCGCGUUUCGGAGGAGUACCGGCGGUUGGAGAAGCAAGACCCGCUGCUCAAGGAGAAUCCGCAGCGUUGGGUCAUGUUCCCCUUGCAGCAUCCUGAAGUGUGGGAGAUGUACAAGAAGCACGAGGCCUCGUUCUGGACCGCCGAGGAGAUCGACCUGGCACAGGACAGCAAGGAUUGGCUCACCUUGAAUGAGGGUGAGCAGCACUUCAUCAAGCACGUGCUUGCCUUCUUCGCGGCCUCGGACGGCAUCGUCUUGGAAAACCUGGCGAUGGAGAACAUCCACUCCGAGACGUACUCCCUCCUCAUUGAGCAGUACAUCAAGGACCCACAAGAGCGGGAGAGCCUCUUCGAUGCUAUCCACACGAUGCCGCCGGUUCGUGAGAAGGCGCACUGGGCCCUUCAGUGGAUGAAUCGCGAGAGCAGCUUCGCGGAACGCCUCGUGGCCUUCGCUGCCGUGGAGGGCGUGCUUUUCUCCGGAUCCUUCUGCGCCAUCUUCUGGCUGAAGAAGCGAGGGUUGAUGCCGGGCCUGACCUUUUCCAACGAGUUGAUCUCCCGCGACGAGGGCCUACACGCGGACUUUGCCUGCCUCCUCUACCAGAUGCUGCAAAACAAGCUCCCAGAAGACAUCGUGCACGACAUCAUCCGUGGUGCAGUGGAGGUGGAGCGAAAGUUCAUUUGCGACGCGCUGUCGUGCGACCUCGUCGGCAUGAACAAGGACCUGAUGACGCAGUACAUCGAGUUUGUUGCAGACCGGCUGCUGACGGCUCUUGGCCACAGCAAGAUCUUCGGGGCGUCGAAUCCUUUCGACUGGAUGGAGCUCAUCUCGCUGCAAGGCAAGACCAACUUCUUCGAGAAGCGGGUGGGCGAGUACCAGAAGGCGGGUGUGAUGGCUGGUGCCACCGACUCCCUAAGCGCCUUCUCACUGAACGAAGACUUCUGA